Molecule: messenger RNA, 564 nt
Organism: Limanda limanda (common dab)
Lineage: Eukaryota; Metazoa; Chordata; Actinopteri; Pleuronectiformes; Pleuronectidae
Product: guanylyl cyclase-activating protein 2-like
Exons: 4
Coding region: 1-564 (187 amino acids)
Biological process (GO): visual perception
Cellular component (GO): cone photoreceptor outer segment; photoreceptor inner segment
Molecular function (GO): calcium sensitive guanylate cyclase activator activity; calcium ion binding
Source: RefSeq, a predicted model, not a curated record
AUGGGGCAGGAGGGGAGCCACAACGAGGGCAUGGACCUGGCAGAGAUUCAGGACCUGUGCAUCGUCUACAUGAGGGAGUGUCCCAGCGGAGCUCUGCACCUGCACGAGCUGAAGAGGAUCUUCGGAGUUCCCAGCAGCUCUGCAGAGGAGUCGCUCUACAUCGAGACGGUGUUUCACUCCUUUGACACAAACAAGGAUAACACGCUGGAUUUCAUGGAGUACGUGGCAGCUCUUCAUUUGAUCUUCAGAGGAAAUCUGGAGGACCGCCUCAAGUGGUCUUUCAAGAUGUACGACAAGGACGGAAACGGCAAGUUGGACCGACAGGAAGUGAAACACAUCAUCCGGAUUAUUUACAAAAUCAAGCUGCAGACGAGUGACGUCAGUUUGUCUCCGUCUGAGAUCUGUGACAGGAUCUUCGAUCUGGUCGACCAGAACCAUGACGGUCAGAUCACGCUGUCGGAGUUCAUGGAGGGAGCUCAGAAAGACGAGUGGGUCAUGAACUUGCUGAAGCUGGACGUCAACGCCACCGGCUGGGUCAUCCAGAACCGUGAGAAGGUACCGUGA